AACCUGCUCCUGCACAGUUAGGUCCAUGUUUUGCAGCAAGUCGCUGAUUUAAAGGCAGUUUGUUGUUGACGCAGAUCGAUUUGAAUCUUUGUUUCGAGUGAGGACCGAGACUUCACAUCUGAGUAGGUUGAGGAUGGCAGCCGUCCUGCUCUGUCUCCUCCUGGCCGCCCUGCUGCUGCUGGCCGCCUCCGUCCCGCUCCAUCAGGACCACCAGGACAACGGCACCGUCCCACUGGUGCUGUGGCACGGCAUGGGUGACAGCUGCUGCAACCCGCUCAGCAUGGGGGCCAUGAAGAAGUUCAUCCAGCAGGAAAUCCCCGGCGUCUACGUCCUCUCGCUGAUGAUCGGGAAAAAUGUGAUCCAGGACACAGAAAACGGCUUCUUCCUGGACGUGAAUGAGCAGGUGUCCAUGGCGUGCAGCCAGCUGGCCCAGGACCCCAAGCUGCAGGGAGGUUACAACGCCAUGGGCUUCUCGCAGGGGUCCCAGUUUCUGAGAGCUGUGGCUCAGCGCUGCCCGUCUCCACCAAUGAAAACCCUGGUCUCGGUGGGCGGCCAGCACCAAGGGGUCUACGGGCUUCCCAGGUGUCCCGGGGAGAGUUCCCACAUCUGCGACAUGAUCCGAGCAGCUCUGAACAAGGGCGCCUACUCGGACCUGGUCCAGAAACACCUGGUGCAGGCCCAGUACUGGCACGACCCGCUCCACGAAGACCUGUACCAGCAGCACAGCCUGUUCCUCGCCGACAUCAACCAGGAGAGGGGCAUCAACGAGACGUACAGGAAGAACCUGCAGCAGCUGGAGAAGUUUGUCAUGGUGAAGUUCCUGAACGACACCAUGGUGGAUCCUGUAGCGUCAGAGUGGUUCGGCUUCCUGAAAGCAGGCCAGGCCAAGGAGACGGAGACGCUGCAGGAGAGCCAGCUCUACAAGCAGGAUCGUCUGGGUCUGGCUGCCAUGGACGCGGCGGGGAAGCUGGUUUUCCUGGCCACCGAGGGCGACCACCUGCAGUUCUCCAGAGCCUGGUUCGUCGCCAACCUGGUGCCGUUCCUGAGGUAGAGCGAGCAGCAGCCGCCGCCGCGCCGCCGUCUGCCUGCACUGAUCACCGACAGCCCCCCCGAUCACCUGCAGCAAUCUGUCGUCUUAAAUCUGAGCCGCUCCGACAAGGUCCAACUUUUAAAUCUGAAAAUGCUUCUUAACUGUGGAAAUCUGCUUGUGUACAAACUUUUAAUCCAAUAAAGACAAACCAGAGAGA
Molecule: messenger RNA, 1247 nt
Organism: Cololabis saira (Pacific saury)
Lineage: Eukaryota; Metazoa; Chordata; Actinopteri; Beloniformes; Belonidae
Gene: ppt1
Product: palmitoyl-protein thioesterase 1 (ceroid-lipofuscinosis, neuronal 1, infantile)
Exons: 10
Coding region: 134-1051 (305 amino acids)
Biological process (GO): receptor-mediated endocytosis; protein depalmitoylation
Cellular component (GO): lysosome
Molecular function (GO): palmitoyl-(protein) hydrolase activity
Source: RefSeq, a predicted model, not a curated record